GGUGGGGCAGGAUCGUGAUAUAUGUUCCAACUUCUGUAAAUUUCACAAGUUGCUAAAGCAGCCUGCGUGCGGGUCAGGAGGCAGAGCGAGCAGCUCAGCGCUGAGGGACUGGGGGCAAGAUGAAUGACUAGUUUCAUCAACUGCUGAGGACUUUGAGAUUGGAAGUCUAGGGCAGGCCCUGAAUGAUUGUUCAGCCACUGGUCCAAUUCUAAGGAGCAGGGUGGAGUGAUGGAGCGCUCAUCAGCGAACAUCAGCCACUGUCUGGCCUCUGUGAGGACCAACGAUCUGAACAUAAUCCUGCUGCACUACAACUACACGGGGAAGCUGGAACACCGUCCCUCGCCCAGCGACGGAGCCAAUUGGAGCACCGUGGUCCUGAUGUUCAUCAGCUGCUUCAUUGUCCUGGAGAACCUGCUGGUGUUCCUGGCCAUCCUCAACAACACCCACUUCCGCCGUUGGGUUUACUACUGCAUCGCCAACAUCACCCUGAGUGACCUGCUGGCAGGAAUGGCCUACAUGGUCAACCUGUGCCUCUCGGGAAAUGUCACCUUCAGCCUGAGCAGCAGGAUGUGGCUUCUCAGGGAGGGAGUCCUGUUCAUCGCUCUGGCCGCCUCCACCUUUAGCCUGCUCAUCAUGGCAGUGGAGCGUUACACCACCAUGGUGAGGCCGGUGCCCUUGGCCUCGUCCUACAAGACGUACCGUGUGUACGUGCUGAUCGUGCUGUGCUGGGUGAUGGCUUUCUGCAUCGGGCUGCUGCCGCUCUUUGGUUGGAACUGCAUUUGCAAUUUCCAGGACUGUUCCACCCUCCUGCCCCUGUACUCCAAGAGCUACAUCCUCUUCUGCAUGAUCAUGUUCAGCCUGAUGAUCAUGGGCAUCGUGGCUCUCUACUCCAGCAUCUACCACCUGGUCAAGACCAGCGCUAAGUCGGUAGCCUGCUCCAAGAGCAGGAAGAAGUCCUUCCGGUUGCUCAAGAUCGUGUGUAUGAUCGUCGGGGCUUUUGUGGUGUGCUGGAGCCCGCUCUUCACGAUGCUCCUCCUCGAUGUCUUCUGCGUGGGCUCGACAUGCAACCUCCUGCUCAAAAUGGAGUGGACCAUAGCCCUGGCCGUCCUGAAUUCAGCCAUCAACCCUAUUAUCGCCUCCUUCGGUAGCAAGGAUAUCGAGAAAGCCAUCCUUAACCUGCUGUGCUGUUGCUGUGAGCGGACCAUGGGGCCUCUCAACUUCUUGAAGAGGUCCGAAUCUAGCUUGGGACCAUCCACCGAGAGUUCCUACAGACUGCGGGAUAGCUUCCGCAACUCCAAGCUCCUGAGCCCCAAGAAAACUCUCCCGAAGCCCAUGGAAUCUAAACCAGAGAACAGUGAGAAAGCAAUCCAUUUACUCGAGCUGACAAUUUGAUAACGCAAGGUAUAUCCUGCCAAAAACUUGCCAACAAAGUCUUUUAGGGAUUAAUUGGCCACAAGAUGGCCCAAUGGCCUACCUCUGCCUGAAGCUGAAACAAUCAGAGGGCUCGAGCCCAGAAACGUGCCAUCUGCCCGCCAAGCUCCGCUGUUGCAUAUGAACCAUCUACAAUAAACCUCACGCAAGUCGUAACAAUUAGGUGGGAUCAUACAUUUAUUAUGAUUAUGCAAAGUAUGUAUUAUGUGAAAUUCAUAAUAGGAAAUUCAACAGGACUUGGACAGAUGUAUGACUUGAACAAUUAUACAAUUUAUUACAGAUCAGACUUAUGCGAGUUUUACUGUAAUCCCGCUCGCUCGCUCCAUGCGGCCUUAAAUAUUCCACUUUAAGAUGCUGGAGGUAGAGAGAGAUAUUUUCUGCGAUUUCAAGAGCAAGACAGACUGGUACUUAUUAAAAUUUGCCGAGCUUUUGUAUGAAUAUUCUCAGUUAUUAAUGAUCAAUUUUCUUUUUUUAAAAAAAUUGUUUUUUUUUAAAAUGCCAAUUCAAAUUCAGGUUCCUGGCAAAUCACUGGAUGGAUCACAGGGGAAUGAAUGUUCAUUGUGAAGGCAUUCGUUCGACAGAUGCAAUGAGGGCUGUGGCUCUUUAACAAGUCAACUGCGGCCACUUCCCUCCCAUUAUAACCAGGAACAAAUUCCAGAGCUCAAGACCCAAACUGUCAUAUAAAGAACCCAAAAUGACCCUUACAAAUUGGUCAUCGACUCCCAUGGCCGUUUGUUUGUGGGACAUUGCUCUGUGCCAUUGGCUGCCGCGUUUAACCCACAAAAUACACAGUCAAGUCCACCUUACAGUAUAUCCUCUGAAGCGCUUUGCGAUUCCUCGACAAUGCGACAAGACUCUAUAUUAAAUGUAAGGAUCAAAUGCAAGGAUGAAUUGAGCUCGAGGAGAAAACAGCUACCAAGUCAUCGUUUUUUUAUGAUUGUCACAGCAAUGUAUCAAAGUGUAAUAUUUAUCAGUGAUAGAAUUGCCAUUUAAACAUGAAGCAAAUGAAUACGUACUAAUACUGUAGUUGUAAAGAUGUCCUGGAUGAAUGGAAUUUGCUUGAAAUGUUGGGUUAAUAUCCCCAUAUUUUAAGUGCAAUUGAUUGUAUUAAAGCCUCAUUCUUGUGUAUAAUCUCCUUCAGUCUGUGUGAAAUGUCUUUAACAUUUAAACUGUGCGAAAAGCACACCUCUGAUUUUAAUUCAAUUCCAUUUAUUAAACUUUGCACCAUCCACA
Messenger RNA from Callorhinchus milii (elephant shark), 2664 nucleotides. RefSeq names its product sphingosine-1-phosphate receptor 4 (gene s1pr4). Gene Ontology annotation, biological process: G protein-coupled receptor signaling pathway. Lineage: Eukaryota; Metazoa; Chordata; Chondrichthyes; Chimaeriformes; Callorhinchidae. The transcript is spliced from 2 exons. Gene Ontology annotation, molecular function: sphingosine-1-phosphate receptor activity. Bases 229 to 1392 code for a protein of 387 amino acids. The record is from RefSeq and is a predicted model, not a curated record. Gene Ontology annotation, cellular component: membrane.